Molecule: messenger RNA, 2599 nt
Organism: Chlamydomonas reinhardtii
Lineage: Eukaryota; Viridiplantae; Chlorophyta; Chlorophyceae; Chlamydomonadales; Chlamydomonadaceae
Exons: 7
Coding region: 264-1655 (463 amino acids)
Biological process (GO): protein ubiquitination
Molecular function (GO): protein binding; ubiquitin-protein transferase activity
Source: RefSeq, a predicted model, not a curated record
GCCCUGCACAAGGCGCCGUAUUGCAUAGUGCACUACUGGUUGCAGGUAGAUUCAGAGCAGUUCCUCAGGAAGUCUUCAACGUUCGCCAGCGCGAAACGUUCCUCUUGUUCGUAGCGGGACUGAGGCUCUAAAUGACCUCGCGUAGUUCCCAAGAAUUUACCACCAAUACAGCAUAAAGUACAAGCGAAGCCGGGCGAGAGAGCAGAGCGCGCUGUAAAGGUCGCCAAAUCGACCGCGCCGCGACUUGCGAAGGCCUCGCCUCAAUGAAGCAGUUUUUAAGGGGCCUUCGCGGUGCUGCAGAUGCGCGCGAGGCAGGAGGCGGCCAGGAUGGAGCGCAGGAGGUGGUUGGAGGGCCGAGUGAACCAAGCCGCGCGGCACCGACGCCGAGCACGUCAAGCGCACCAGCUGCUGCAGAAGACCCCGGCAAGCCCCAGGCUCCCAGCUCCUUCUACUGCCCAAUCUCUAUGGAGCUUAUGCACGACCCUGUUAUGGUUGCAACGGGGCACACUUACGACCGGCAGUGCAUAGAGAAGUGGCUGAACCAAGGAAACCGAACGUGCCCGGUGACGGGGAUGCGGCUCCGGCACCUGGAACUGACGCCAAACUAUGCGCUACGUACAGCAAUCCAGGAGUGGGCGACAACGCACGGCGUGAGUAUGAACGCUGGCGGCGGCAAACUAAACGCCCCCUACCGUUACGAGGACGAGCCGCGGAACAUUCUGCAGGGACAUGAGGAGAUUGUAUGGGCGGUGGAGGUGUGUGGCCGGCGGCUAUUCUCCGCCUCAGCCGAUAAGACCAUCCGCGUGUGGGACAUCGAGUCGCGGCGGUGUGAGCAGGUGAUGGAGGACCACACGCGGCCGGUGCUGUCCCUGUCGAUUGCCAACGGCAAGCUGUUUUCUGGCUCCUACGACUACACCAUCAAGGUGUGGGACCUGGCCACGCUGCAGAAGAUCCAGACGCUAAGCGGGCACACAGACGCGGUGCGCGCGCUGGCGGUGGCGGGUGGGCGGCUGUUCUCGGGCAGCUACGACAGCACUGUGCGCGUGUGGGACGAGAACACGCUGCAGUGCCUGGACGUGCUCAAGGGCCACAACGGGCCCGUGCGCACGCUGGUGCAUUGCCGCAACCAGAUGUUCUCGGGCUCCUACGACCGGACCGUCAAGGUGUGGGACUGCAACACGCUAGAGUGCAAGGCCACGCUCACGGGGCACGGUGGCGCGGUGCGGGCGCUGGUGGCGUCCUCCGACAAAGUGUUCUCGGGGUCAGAUGACACCACCAUCAAGGUGUGGGACGCCAAGACGCUGAAGUGCAUGAAGACCCUGCUGGGGCACGACGACAACGUGCGGGUGCUGGCGGUGGGCGACCGGCACAUGUACAGCGGCUCCUGGGACCGCACCAUCCGCGUGUGGGACCUGGCCACGCUGGAGUGCGUCAAGGUGCUGGAGGGGCACACGGAGGCCGUGCUGGCGCUGGCGGUGGGCAACGGCGUGCUGGUGAGCGGCAGCUAUGACACCACCGUGCGCUUCUGGGACAUCAACAACAACUACCGCUGCGUGCGCAAGUGCGACGGCCACGACGACGCUGUGCGCGUGCUGGCGGCGGCGGAAGGGCGCGUGUUCUCGGGCUCCUAUGAUGGCACCAUUGGCCUCUGGUAGGCCGUCGUCCCACGAGGUCUCCGGAGGUAGUGACUUGUGACGAAGGCAAUGGGUGGCACGGGCCAAUGCGGGCAUGCAGGGGCUGCACGGUGCGUGACGCCGGAGGAGGCCGCUCACGCGCCCGGCUACACGGCCGCACCGGGGUGGUUGGCGUGUGUCUCGUGGGUUUUGGUUCACGUAGGCAGGAGAGUAAAGCUUGGGAGGGACGAGUGUGUGUGUGCUUACCAAGCAGCCAUCUGCAUCGAAGGCGGCUAAUUCAUUGCUGCUGCAAGCAACUUAGGGAUGGGAUCGCUGGGUGGCAACAACUGCAUGGCUAGCUGGCCACCGGUGCCAGGACACCACGGGUGCGGGGAGGUAUGCAGCAUGCCGGGCGACGGGGGAAGUGGGGGCACAAGACGUCCGGCAGCAGCACCUGUAUGGACAAAGCAUUUGGCGCAGCAUGUUUGUGGGUUUGUAAUGGAACUCGACGCGACGUCCUUGUCGCGCGUUAUCGGUUGAGCGUUGGUGACGUAGCAAGACACGCCAUGGUGCUUCAGGAUGUGGACUACUGCGUUGUGGCGAGUCGAGGCGGUGGGGAAUACGCCGGGCGUUGGCAGGCUAGUCCAGCUGGUUGGGAGCUGCAGGGCGUAAACGGCAGGUCAUAGUCCUCAUUGCAGCGAAUGCCUGUGCAUUGUUAUCAAAUGGUGUCUAGUUAGGUUAUGGGUACUCAUUCGAGACUGCUGGCGAGAUCAAAGGUCAAAGGGGGCAGGCUGCGCGUUCCACACUGAGCUGAUGACAGCCCCGAGCCCCGAGGUCGUAUCAUUCGGUGUGCAUGGGUACUCGCGCGUGGACAAGUAGUGUUGCAGUCACGCCUUGCGCGCACAAUAAAAGUUCCGAAUGUAUGGGGUAUGAAGGGUCGGCGGGCUGCGUAUGCGACUUGUCUGUAACUGUAACACCUUGUGCCU